Molecule: messenger RNA, 1185 nt
Organism: Penicillium pulvis
Lineage: Eukaryota; Fungi; Ascomycota; Eurotiomycetes; Eurotiales; Aspergillaceae
Product: putative di-, tri-valent inorganic cation transporter
Exons: 8
Coding region: 1-1185 (394 amino acids)
Biological process (GO): zinc ion transmembrane transport; intracellular zinc ion homeostasis
Cellular component (GO): membrane
Molecular function (GO): zinc ion transmembrane transporter activity
Source: RefSeq, a predicted model, not a curated record
AUGCCAUUCCGAUUUUCGCGCUCGACGCGACUAUACGUUGUUAUUGCUAUAUCAACAUGUUUCUUUCUGGGAGAGAUUUCAGUGGGGUUCUAUACACAUUCGCUAGCGCUCAUUGCUGAUGCCUUUCACUACUUAAAUGAUUUGAUUAGCUUUGUCAUCGCAUUACUGGCAUUGAAGGUCUCAGAAAGUGGCGACUCACCCAGUGGUCUUUCCUUUGGAUGGCAACGAGCUCAACUACUAGGUGCAUUCUUCAAUGGUGUUCUCCUGUUCGCACUCGGAAUCAGUAUUUUCUUACAAUCUAUUGAACGAUUUAUCGCUCUACAGCGCAUCGAGGACCCCAAAUUGGUGUUGAUUGUUGGAUGCAUUGGCUUGGGCCUCAACAUUAUAAGCGUGCUUUUCCUCCAUGAACAUGGACAUGACCAUGGCCAUGACCAUGGCCAUGACCAUGGUCCACCGACAAUUGAAGACGGACUUUCUCCUAUCAGUGACGAUGAUCAAGACUCCAUUUCCAAGCAUCAUGACCAUAAGCAUGUGCAUUCCGAAAAACUUAGUACAGUAUCCGCCCAUGUUCACGAUCACGGGCACGAACACGCACACGCACACGAGCAUGAUCAUGGACAUGGACAUGGACACGACCACGGCGAUCUCGGCAUGAUGGGAGUCCUCAUACAUGUACUCUGCGACGCAGCCAAUAACCUCGGUGUUAUCGCCGCCGCUCUAGUGAUCUGGCUAGCCAAAUACGACGGUCGCUACUAUGCCGACCCCGGCGUCAGCAUGGGAAUAGCUUUCAUGAUCAUUUUGUCAUCUAUUCCACUCAUACGAAGAUCCGGACUGAUCCUCCUGGAGAGUGCUCCAAUUGGACUCGACUUAAAUGACGUGCAACAUGAUCUUGAGAAGGUUCCCGGCGUGCACUCCGUUCACGAGCUGCAUAUCUGGCGUUUGAAUCAGCAGAAAACUCUCGCAUCGGUGCACGUUGUUGUUUCCGAUCCGUCAGUGAGCACCUUUCUUAAGACCGCCAAAACAAUUAACGAAUGCUUUCAUGCCUAUGGUAUUCAUUCUGCAACAUUGCAGCCAGAGGCGCUAUCGGAGUUUGAGAACGAUGUCGUGCACCCGCACGGGGAGAAAUUACCUCGGUGUCAAGUGGUGUGUGGGACAUUGUGUGAGGGGCUGACCUGCUGCGGAUGA